AUGGUUGAACAAGGACUUGAGACUAUCUACAUUGAAGAGGAAACUACCCCAAAGCCUGCUCUCAAUGAAAAAUACCCAAGACUUUACGGGCACCACAACUGCCCAUUUGUUGAAAAGGUUAGACUCGCAUUUGCUGCUAGAAAUGCUGUGUACUAGAAAUGUGAGGUUGACCUUGGCAAGAAGACUCCAUGGCACCUUGCCAUAAAUGGAGGCCUUGUUCCCAUUUAUGAGUUCCCAGAUGGCACCCAGCUACUUGAGUCAAAGAUCCUUAUGGACUAUGCUGAAGAGGCAUUCCCAGAGUAGGGCUACAGCACCCUUCCAGUUGAUCCAGUUUAGAGAGCACUCAUGAGACUUGCCAUUCCACUCUCAGAGCAGCUGUUUUCAGCUUUCUACACAAUGUUCAUGAAAAAGGCACAUGACGAAAGCGAUGUCAAGAACACCAAAGAAAAGCUACAAAAGAUGGAAGACUUCCUAGUCCAGAAUCACAAGGAUGGCUCUAGCUUUGCUCUAGGAACUGAGAACCCCACUUAACUUGACAUUCAUUUCCAUGCUCCUCUAUCCAGACUAGAAUUCUUCAGAAACUCAUGUUUCCAUGAUGAAAUCUUUGAACCCAUUGGAUUCGACGACUACCCUCUUUGCAAAGCUUUGUUUGAAGCUGUUUAAGCAAGACCAGAGUUCGAGCAUGCUCUUACCAAAAGAAGACCUCAUUAGUAUUAUCUUGAAAAAAUGAAGGAAACACCUUCUGGACACAAAGUCCAACUCUUUUUACCUCACGUUUUGGAAUGA
Stylonychia lemnae is the source of this 786-nucleotide messenger RNA. Lineage: Eukaryota; Ciliophora; Spirotrichea; Sporadotrichida; Oxytrichidae. The record is from the annotation of a GenBank genome assembly.